Messenger RNA from Lepisosteus oculatus (spotted gar), 6060 nucleotides. NCBI's taxonomy places the organism in Eukaryota, Metazoa, Chordata, Actinopteri, Semionotiformes, Lepisosteidae. The record is from RefSeq and is a predicted model, not a curated record.
UUUCUCUUGUUAAGGCUUCAGAUAAUAUUCUGCUCAAUUCUGAUCUGCCUCUGACUUUUUGUCUUCUUCGGAAAUUUAUGCUCACUAUUUUAUGUAUCACACCGAUUCUUGAUUUACCUUAAUUUAAUCCAAAAUACACCAUCAAAGCAAGAUGUCAAUAAAUGGUCAGGUGCUGUGAUUUUAUUUUAUUCUUCCUUGUCAUCACUGCAGGCCAGCGGUCAGGUGUCUUCCUUUCAUAUAGACAGAGGCCCCACAGUUGUACCUCUCACCAGUACAAUGGAGCAGCGCUGUUGAGCUGUCUUCAGGUCCUCUGCCAGUUUCUGAGAAAACAAACUUCCUCUCUCUUUGCUGCAGACCUGUGCACCAUGGACAGUACCCCUGGGGCUCUUACUCCCCCGCCGAAGAGCGGCGAAGAAGAGGAGGAGCCGGCAGAGCCAGAGUCCAUCGUUGACACGAUGAAGCAGAAGCAGCUCCUGGCUGUUGAAGAGCUCCUUUCCACUGAAAGAAGCUACCUGAGAAUGCUGCAGCUGUGUGCUGUGGUCAUCAGAGGACAUCUGAAGCAGCUCCAGCCACCCCUGGGGAACGUGGAAGGGGUAUUCUCGAAUGUGGACGAUGUUAUCGAGGUGUCCAGCUGCCUGCUGAGCCUCCUGGAGCAGAAGGAGCCCACUGACCCAGAAUUCCUCAGUGCUCUCUGCAGUGCGUUUCUCAGUCUGAGAGAGGACAUGGAGAUGGUGUACAGGGAGUACUGUGCCAGCUACAACACCAUAGUGGCCAUGGAGACCAGCUUCAGGCAGAGAGAAGGCCUGUGGCAGGCGGUUGUGAACACAAUAAAGACGUCAGCCCCGGACGUCAAUGCCACCUCCCUGACGUUCUUCCUGGUGAUGCCGGUCCAGCGGAUCGCCCGCUACCCUCUCCUCCUGCAGACCAUGCUGAAGCACACGGACGCCCAGCACCCGGCCGCCCCCGCCCUGCGGCAGGCAGCGGAGGCCGCCGUCGCGCUCAACUGCAGGAUAAACGAGUACAAGCGCGUCCGAGAAGUGGCUGACAAAUACAAAAGAACAGAGAACCUGACAAUAAGAGACAAAAUUUCCAGACUCAGCGGACACAGUAUCGCCAAAAAGACAGCCCGAAUGAGCCAGAUGAUCAAACACGAAACUGGCAUUAAACCCAAAAUUAGAGACGAGGAAUUUGAUAUCUUGGAAGGAUAUUUCUGUGUCCUUGAAAAAGGGAUUAUAGAACUGCAUGAAAAUGUGGGAGCUUACCUCAGACACCUCCAGAAUUACCUGAGCUUUCGCCCGGAGGAACGGGAGCUGGAGCUUGACCACGUGCGGGCGGCACGCUGCUACAAAGAGGUCGCGGCACCCCUGCGGCAGUGGAUGUACCCCGCCUUCGAGGGCCGGCUGCAGGCCCUGGUCUACCGGCCCCUCUGCGCGCUCAGGGAGCUGCUGGCCGGGCCCCGCAACCUCAUCCGCAAGCGGCUGCACAAGCUGCUGGACUACGAGCUGCUGGAGGAGAAGCAGAGCCUCAGCUACGAGGACGAGGCCGUGGCCAACACCUACAGGACCCUCAACGCCCUGCUGCUGGCCGAGCUGCCCAAGUUCACCGCCACCACGCUGCAGCUCCUGUGGGGAGUGCUGGGGGCCUUCAGCUGCAUUCACAGAGACCUGGCUGAAGACGUAGCGCAGCUGGCCGGCGGCUACCUGCCACAGCUUCCCCACAGCCAGCUGGAGCCCAGUGCCUUCUGGCAAUGGGCGGAGGAGUCCGUGCUGCAGGGGGCCGAGAGUAUGGAGCGGCUGUGCCGCAGUGUGGCCGAGGAGCUGAACGACCCUGUUGUGCAGCCCCUGAGCCCGUCCUUUCAGAAGCGACUCAAGGUUCUGACCGACAAGCAUGGCGUGGGGCGCAUCUACCAGCUGACGGGCAAUGUGGGGGGCACCCGUGAGCUGGACCUGACCCUCCAGCGGGGGGACCUGGUGGCGGUGCUGGGUGAAAUGGACACCAGGGGGGAUCGCCGGCGCUGGCUCGUGGACGCCGCAGGUCGCAGGGGGUAUGUCCCAGCCUCAAAGCUCACACCCUAUCACCAGGCGACACAGGCCUCAUCCUCCUCUCCAUCCCCAGCAUCACUGCCGCAACAUCUAGCUCCCGCCAUGGGCGGAGCCGAGUUCAGAAGACACUCCUUCUCCCCAGCCACCCAGCCAAUCGUCAUCAGGACUCCGCCCUGCCUGCAGGUGUGCGCGGGCUACGACUUCGCGGCUCGCGGCCAUCACGAGGUGAGCCUGCAGGCCGGGGAGCCCGUGAGGGUCCUGGAGCCCCACGACAAGCGGGGGAACCCCGAGUGGAGCCUGGUGGAGGUGCGCGGCCAGCGGGGGUACGUGCCCUCCAACUACCUCACCGUGCAGCUGCCCGGCCCCGCCAUCCAGCCGGCGCCGCCGGCCACCUAGAGCCGCCCGCAGCCCCGAGCACAUCACUCCGCCUCCCGCCCCCUGCAGGCCCUUGGCUCGGCUCCAGACUCCCCGCUGCCCAUCGCAACGGCCUGGGUUUGGGGGAGCCCUCCCCUGUAAGAACAUCUGCGCCCACACAACUGCAUUCCUCUACCAAACAUGGCCGAAUCUUCACGCGCCGCGGGCCCUUGGCAUCUGGAGCACGAGUCCUCUCUGGCGGAAUGGAUGAUCCCCAACUGUGAAGCGAAGAGGAAUAGAGGAAGGGAUCGUAUUUGGUUUGGAGGAAUGUUUAAAACCCCGAAAUCUAACAUGGGAAUCACCGCUUCCCAGGAAGAUACGCAGGUAGCUACCCGAUUUGACACUUAGGGACUUUUGUUCUCAUUGGAAGUUGAGAUCGAAGCUGGUUUCGCCCAGGUGAGGUCAGGCAUGUGUGGCUCAGCUGGAGAAGUUCUGUGUGGACCCCAGCACCUGACUGUUUUUAUUGCUGUUCUACUCUGCUGUGUGUUGCACACAAGAUUUGCACAUCUCAUGUUUUAAAAUGAAAGAGAAGAUGUUUGUGCUUUAUAUGCAGUGUAAAGUGUUGUAGAAUUUUUAACUGGAUGAUCACAUGGUGAUUCAACCCUGCAGAAGAAGACUGACAAAUACUGAGUUGCAUAAUUAGGACUAAUUUGAACUGCAUGAAAAUGAAGACUUUCAUUGCCUAAAAAGCUGCUUCUGUUGCUUACUCACAGUGUAAAGAAAUAGUUGGUAGCAAGCUUUCAAACAUUUUGGAAUGUAUGUGGGAAGGAUUUUAACAACUCUGUUGCGAGAACAAUGCAGUUUGUUAAUUAUGCAAACUAAUUUGCAUAUUUUUCAUACAUUGUUCUUCAGUUUCAGUUGCCUUUACUAACCCUAAACAGCAGGGCUGAAAUCACUGAUAAACCGCUGGUAAUUCAUGCCAAACUAAUUAGUAAACUGAUAUUUAGUUUUUGCAACAAAUAGAGAUGGAGGAGUGCCUUUUUCAGUAUGGUUGGCAUUUCAUUGUUGGAAUCAUGUAUUUUAACUUUACAAUUGAAUGUAUUUAUUUGUGUACUUAUUUAUUUUAAAAUAAGGAUUUAAGUAAACAUGACUGAUCUCAAUUCCUUGCCAGCAGUUUCAAUUGUCAUCACUUAUAGUGAGGCCCAAGCUUAAACCCCUGUUGUCAAUUGCAAAUUGGAGACCUGAUACUGGACAGCAGCUUUAUUUGGGAGGUACAGUGGGUAAAUGCAGAAAUUCAAGCAAAGCCAGAAUCUUAGCCAGCUUUUUGUUAGAAGCUUUUAAGGAAAGGUUUCUUGUUACUGCUCAAUGGAGUUCUGUCGAUCUUGGGGGGUGGGUGGACUGAAGACAUUGAAAACUGCUUUCAUGACCAAAGGUGCUGGAAUUGAAUUUUAGUUUCAUGUUGCAGCUACUGUAUGUGAAAAGAUCAUUAUUGUGCACAAGACCAUGCUAUACCACUUUCUGUGGUGUUGCACUUGCUCCUUUGUGUGCUUGGUCUUCUGUCUCGCUUAUGUUUUACUUAUCUCAGGAUGGCUAGCUUUAUGAAACUGAGGAUUGGCACACUCAUCCAGGGGUUUUGUUUUUUUACAGAAAAGGAAGUGAACCGGUGAAUCUAGAAAUAAAUUCUAGAACAAUAUAGAACCAAGUCCAAAAAGAAUCCGGAAACUCCUGAAUGGGAAAAAUUGUAAAUAUAAAUGCCAGGUGGAAUACUGCUGUUGUGCUCCUGACUCAAUAUUCCCCGCUCAAAUUUUUCCAGAAAAAGUCACUAGACAGACCACACUGCCUGCCAAGGAGGUUAUUCACAGACAGGCAUCCUACUUUUUUGUGAACAUAGCUGUACAGUGUAUGAGUGGGGGUGUAUUUAUAAGAGUUGGGGAUGAUCUGUUUAGUUCUGAGUUGUAUAAAUAGCUUCGACAGUAUUCAAUGUAGUGUCUGCCAGGGAUGGAAUUGAUAAUGGUCAGUCCCAACCUGUUUAUUGCCGGUCCUUCAGCCGAUCUUACACAACCUCUUCAGAUUUAACAAUGUGUAUCCCCUGUGAGACUGGGAACAUCUCUGGUUACUAAUUACUUUGCUGACUAUGGCAGACAUCAGGCUCACUCUGUGUCUUGGGCAGUGUGCUGUUCAUGCUGUGGUCUGCAGCGUCUGGAGGGUCUUUUAAUCACAAUUGAACACGGAGGCUCAGGAGAGACACCAGCCGGGGAAAGAGUACUUACUGCUCCAGGCCAGUAGUUCUCUCCUGUUCCCUGCAGUUUGUCCCUUCGCGUUCUUGAUGGGGAGCUGAUUGAUUUCAGUUUUCCAUCUCUUAAAAAAAAAAAAGUCAAAUGGGAUCAAAAAUGUAAUCCAUUUCUGAGUUUCAGAUUACCCUUUAUUCAUGGGUGUUAGCUGACAUACUGUAUAACCACGUGGUCUUCUGCUGGCUCAUUGUGGGAGAGUUAGAUGUACAGUUUCGUCACUCCCACCUGUGUUAGUCCACCACAUUCUGAUCCCCUGCUGGCCGCUGUUGAGGAGAGGCCGCAGAGCGCUCUGCAUGCUGACGUUGUCAGAAUCACAAAGUGCUGAAGCAGGUAAACCAAAGUCCAGACAUGCAAGCCAAUCAAUGAAAGGCUUCAAUUAGCACUGGCGAUUAAGAGCUCCACUGGAAAUGGGAGAUCUUGGGUAUUCAAGGGGCAGUGUGUAAGCAUCUUAAAAAAAAAACAACAACAGAGGGUCAAAGCCAGCACAGGAGAGUUUUAACUUCAGAUUUUCAUUGCUGCUGCCCUUUGGCCUUCUGCCGUUCCAUUAGAACGGUGGUCUUGAGUGAGGAAGAGUCUGCUUUUCUCUGGAAGGGAGAUGGAGGCUGAACAAACCUGAUGGUGUUUAUCCAUGUUUCCCGAUGACCCGGGCUUCCCUUACUCCUCCGACCACCAGACACAGUACUGGACUGGGGCUCUGGGCUCCCCAGCAAGGCGGUGCACCUGUCCUGCUUUAUAUACUGUAACUGCGUUGCCAUGGCAAGUGAGAGCUUUUGUUCUCUGAAACAAAGAAGUUCUUUUUAUUUCUGAAAGUGUUACAGAUCUGAGUUACAAGCACAUGAUAGCAGUUACACCCUUCAUUCAGUGCUUAGGAAAGCACAGACUGUCUUUGUCGCUUAACAUAACUAACAGUGUUAUCUUAUAAUAAUCCAUUAUCUUGUAAUAAUGACCGAUGAUAGAUUUUAGAUUUAAAUUAGUUUUGUGCUAAUCGUAGAUUUGCCUUCAUUUCUAGGAAAUUGAUAGUGUGACAGAUCCUAAGGCUGCUUUAAGAACCCUCUGUUUUCUUAACACAUUGUGUGAUGCUUUGUCUUAUGACAAACAAGUUAAUGUAGCAAAAACAUUGUUAAACCUACUGUACACACAGUACUGUAAGUGUCCUAUUCAAGUGACUAAAGCCACAAAUGGCACCCUUAAAGGAGUCAUUGCUCGCUCUGCUUAUUUAUGAUUCAGUUUGCAAAAAUAUUUCUGUAAAAUCUCUUAGUGUAGGGUAUACUUAAAUUUUAAAGAGAUUUAUGUAUUCAGAUAACCCAUGCUGCCUGUCCAACAUCGGGUGUUUUUGUGCCAAUGAAAGGUGUUCAAUAAAAGUUACAAACGCA